AUGUCAAAGGCAGUAUGCUUCAUUUUCAUAAUUUUUGUUUUGUCACAUGAAGCUGAAGGCCGUGCCCUUCGAAGCAGUGAUUCUGAGUUGGUUUCUAAUGGAGUUGAUGAUGUUCAACUCAAAAAUUCACACCUGUAUCUCAAAGGAAGUGAGUCUUCUGGGAAGUAUUGUGAGCAAAUGUAUGGUUUCUUGCCAUGUUCCAAUAACAUUUUGGGUCAUCUCUUUCUAAUUUUGGUUUAUGAGUACUUGUUAUUCCAUGGAGAAUCAUACUUAGCUGAUGGAGGUGAACAAGUCUUCAAGAUUCUAGGACCUGGCAUAUUUGGUGCUAGAGCCUUUGAUAUUCUUCGUGCACUUCCUGAGCCUUUAAUUAUUCUUGUUUCUGGACUUUCUAGUGAUACAGAGAGUGCACAAAAGUAUACUUCCACUGGAGUAGGCUUGUUGGCUGGAUCAUCCAUCUUACUUCUUACAUUAGUGUGGGGAACUUGUGUUAUCAUUGGCAGUGAAAAGUUGAAAAAUGACCCUAUAUUUGGUGACUCUAGUGCCUCAGAUUCAUCAAGUGCAACCAUAAAAGAAUUAUUAACUGGUUUUGGUGUUACUUUGGAAGUAGACACUAUGAAGAAAGCAAAAAUCAUGGUUUUGUCAGUUAUACCACUCAUCAUAAUGCAAAUUCCCACUUUAUUCCAAUUUUCUUCAACACCACUUGCUGUGACCUUAAUGAUUGCCCUUAUUCUUGAUCUCAUUUUUCUCAUCUCAGCCUUCGUUUACCAGAUUUUUACACCCCAUAUUGAGAAAACGAGACUAGAAUAUGUAAAACAUGGUCAAUUGAUAUUAAGAAUUUUUCAACGUGUUGAAAAGCAAACUCUGGAAAUGAUCCUUACUGAGGAUGGAACUCCCAAUGUUGCUGCCAUAAAUGGGAUAUAUAAUGAAAUCAGUCAACAAGGGACCAAGGAUUUAUUAGUUUCUGAAAUAAAAGAGAGGAUACUUAAUAAGGAUGCUACUGAAACAAAUAUCAAAGAGGAACAAAUAGCAGAAAUGUUAAGAAUUUUUGACCGAAAUGGUGAUCAAAUUAUAACCAAGGAAGAAUUUGUCGAAGGCUUGACAGAAUUUAUUAACCAAGCAAAGCAUGCUUUGGACAGACACUACCUCCCCAAAAAGGCACUGAACAAAAUGUAUCAGGUUUUCAUCAAGCCAUGGAUUGAACACACAAGAAAAGAACGCGAAUUGAGGGGACGUGUUAUAUCUGAAGUAUUAAGGCAUGCUCAGAAUGAUAUAGUUGGCAGGCUUUGUAAAGAUGAUGGGACACCUGAUGAAUCUGUGAUCAGAAGGUUAUUUGAAGAAAUUGAUACCAAUGGGGACAACCAUGUCUCAAGAUCUGAGUUAGAAAAACUAGUCAAGGACAUUCAAUUUGUUAAUGCAGAGGUGGCAAUUACAAAAAUGUUUCAAGAACUUGAUAUUAAUAGAGACAAUGAAAUAAGUGAGAAGGAAUUUGUUGAUGGGUUUACAAAAUGGAUAAACACAAAUUACUGUCACAAUCAUCACUCAUCUCUGCCUUAUGGAAACCUUCAAACCUGGGAAGAGGUUGAAAAGCUGGUGGAAGAUAAGCAAAGCAAAGGAGUAUAUGCAUGGUUGAGUGCUUUAGGAUAUGUGGUGCUGGGAAUUACUAUGCUGUCUCUUCUUGCAGAGCCCCUGAUAGCCAGUGUUGAGAAAUUCUCUGAAGAAGCAGGAAUUUCAUCAUUUUUCAUAUCAUUUAUUUUAGUCCCCUUGGCUACAAAUUUUAGAGAAACUACCUCAGCAAUCAAAGAAGCUAGCCAUAAGAAGAGAAGAAACACUUGUCAAACAAUAUAUGAGAUUUAUUCAGCUGUGUUCAUGAACAACAUUCUUUGCUUUGUGGUGAUCUCCAUUCUAAUAUAUGUUAGAGAUAUAAAUUGGGAAUUCUCAGCUGAUGUACUUGUUGUAGCAAUUGUAUGUGCUGUAAUGGGCCUCACUGCAAGUUUUCGCUCAAGUUUCCCUCUUUGGACAGCCAUACCAGCAUACCUCUUAUACUUCCUAUCAUUACUUUUACUGGUUGUUCUCAAAGAUGUUCUGAAUUAUGUUUAG
Messenger RNA from Abrus precatorius (Indian licorice), 2097 nucleotides. RefSeq names its product sodium/calcium exchanger NCL1-like. Gene Ontology annotation, cellular component: membrane. Gene Ontology annotation, molecular function: calcium ion binding; calcium:proton antiporter activity. The record is from RefSeq and is a predicted model, not a curated record. Gene Ontology annotation, biological process: calcium ion transmembrane transport; intracellular calcium ion homeostasis. The transcript is spliced from 9 exons. The coding region runs from base 1 to 2097 and encodes 698 amino acids. Lineage: Eukaryota; Viridiplantae; Streptophyta; Magnoliopsida; Fabales; Fabaceae.